AUGGAUAUCCCGGCCACCAUGAGAGCCGUCGUUUUCGACGGCCCCCGAAAGGUCUCUAUUCAAGAUCGUCCAGUUCCCAGAGUCAGUGAUGGCCGUGAUAUCAUCAUCAAGGUCCAAGCUACUGCUCUAUGCGGCUCCGAGCUCCAUGUCUACCGCGGACACCAAAAGUCGGGCACUGGCUUCAUUAUGGGUCAUGAGUUUACCGGUAUAGUGGUAGAAGCCGGUGCAGAUGUCAAGACUCUCAAGGUCGGCGACAAGGUCGUAUCUCCAUUCACGGCUUGCUGCGGCGAAUGCUUUUACUGUCAAAACGAGGCAACUUCUCGCUGUGUCCACAGCAAGCUGUUUGGCUCUGCCGUGCUCGAUGGCGGUCAGGCAGAAUACGCACGUAUCCCCAUGGCAGAUAGCACUGCCAUUAAGGCGCCCGCCUCCAUCUCCGACCAGGCCCUAGUCUUGAUGGCCGACAUUUUCCCCACCGGGUAUUAUGGCGUAAAGAGCGCCGUUGAGUUACGACCAAAGGUAGACAUCUCGCAGUCGACCUUUGUCGUUAUUGGUUGCGGCCCUGUCGGAAUUUGCGCCAUCAUCAGCGCUCUCCACCUCAAACCCAAGCAGGUAUUUGCAGUCGACAACGUCGACAGUCGUCUACAGAUGGCAAAAAGCCUUGGGGCCGUGCCGCUCAAUUUCAGCGAUGGCAUUGAGAAGAUGCAAGAACAAGUUGGGGGUGCCACUGACGGCCGUGGCGCGGACUUUGUCGUUGAAGUUGUAGGCUUGUCACCGGCGCUCAAGACAGCGUUUGACCUGGUGCGCCCGUUCGGUGCUAUGAGCAGUAUCGGUGUACACAACGCCGAGAUCCCUUGGAGUGGUGCCGAUGGCUAUGCCAAGAAUGUGAGAUUCCAGAUGGGUCGAUGCCCAGUCCGCUCCAUCUUCCCGGAAGCACUUGCUCUCCUGGAGCAGAAGCAAAAAGAUGUUGAGUUCAUGUUUGACAACAUCAUGCCAAUGUCCGAGGCAGUCAACGGAUAUGAUAUGUUUGACCAGAUGAAGGUCCACAAGAUUGUCUUUAUCCCAUAG
Messenger RNA from Akanthomyces muscarius, 1065 nucleotides. RefSeq lists its product as uncharacterized. Bases 1 to 1065 code for a protein of 354 amino acids. Lineage: Eukaryota; Fungi; Ascomycota; Sordariomycetes; Hypocreales; Cordycipitaceae. The record is from RefSeq and is a predicted model, not a curated record. The transcript is spliced from 7 exons. Gene Ontology annotation, molecular function: zinc ion binding; oxidoreductase activity.